Molecule: messenger RNA, 669 nt
Organism: Entrophospora candida
Lineage: Eukaryota; Fungi; Glomeromycota; Glomeromycetes; Entrophosporales; Entrophosporaceae
Source: the annotation of a GenBank genome assembly
AUGACAGUAACGGUAGUAAUUAAAGAUGAUUAUAAUCAAGAUUUAAUAAUAGCAAUUCAAAAUGAUUUAAUAAACAAAUUAUUUGAAAUUUAUGAAAUAUCAAUUGACAAUAAUAAUAGUAAUAGUAAUAACCAUUUUAGAAAGUCAUUGGAUUCUUUGUCGACAACUACAAGCAAUAAUAAUAACAAUAACGAUUAUAAUUAUAAUCAUAUAGGUUAUGGAUUAUUAAAAUUAUUAGAAAAUAGAUUAAUCAAAGACAAUUUUUACAUUAAUAAGAUUAUUCUUGAUAGUGGUAGUAAUAAUAACAGAACUGAUAGUAAUAAUAAUAAUGCAGAUUAUUUUUUAAUUUUGAUUGUUAAUAAUAUCAAAAAAUUAUUAUAUUCAUUAAAUAAUAACAAUAAUAAUAGUGAUUUAGAUUUAUUAAUUAAAAAUAUUUCUAAUAAAUUAGAUUUAAUUUUUAUAAAUGAUAAUUUCAACAGUUAUAAUUCCAACGAUAGGUUUGCGGUAGAUGUUCCUUUCCACAAAGGAGUUGAGAACACAGGAAUUGAGUAUGAUUUUGUGAAAGCAAUGUGGGAAGGUCCUUUGCUUUUUGUUAAGAAUUUUGUGGAAUCAUGGCAACAGUUAGCAUUGGAUGUUGAAGAAUUUAAGUUGAUUAUGGUUAAGAUAUAG